Messenger RNA from Dentiscutata erythropus, 9777 nucleotides. NCBI's taxonomy places the organism in Eukaryota, Fungi, Glomeromycota, Glomeromycetes, Diversisporales, Gigasporaceae. The record is from the annotation of a GenBank genome assembly.
UCAAGAUCAAAACAUGAUUAUUAUAAAUCAAUUACAUAUAUGAGUUUUCGAGAACCGCAGAUUCUUCUAAAAACCAAUCCGGAUUAUAAAGAAACCUGUUUGGAUAAGGGUGCACGCUUAGGAGGUGAAAAUGUCGUUCAAAUGGAUUCUAUAAAUAAGAAUAAAUGUCCAACAUUAUUUCAAAAGUUUUCGGAUUUUAUUCCAUUUUUAAAUAUUUCUAGCUCAGUUGGUCCUACUGAGUGGCAUGGACUUCCUAGAUAUCCUUAUGCAACAUAUUUAUUUCUCACAUAUCGGACUGAAGAAUUAGAUAAUAAAGGCGUAGUAACUGAUGAAUAUGCGAAAGUAUCAACAGUGCUAGAUUGUAGUGUUCCUCUAACGCCUGUACUAAACGCAGAAGAAAUAGAUAUCGGUAACGGUGAUUUAUCUCCAGAAUGGGGCGUAGAUCUUAAUUUUACAGGGGCACAAAUUAAUUACGGCCCAUGGGCUGACCGACAAAGAACCAUCCUUCAAAAUUUUUUUUUUCCGCCGUUAUAUCGAAAUUCUGAGCAAACAAAAAAACUAUCUCCCGGACAAACUAGAUUGCAUACUUCAUUUAGAGUUUUUGUUCAGUUUGAUGGUCCAGUAACACUUAGAGUUCCUUUAAGAGAAAUUUCAAAGGAUUGGAAGUAUUCUCAGAAUGAAAGCCUAGAAGAUUUUCAAAUCCAUGGUAGCCAAAGGCAAUAUGGGUGGUUAGAAAUUGUUGCCAAAGGCGAUUCUACUAUUACUAUGAUAGCGCCUAUGGUGUUAACUGAUAAAGGAUAUUCAAAUAAUCUAGUAAUUCAUCUUGAGGACGUUGAUACGCAAACAAGCGUCAAUGACUCCCGAUUCAUAAAGGCUGAAAAGUGCGAGAUAAAAUGUGAUUUACCAAGUCCGUUAGUCUGGAAUCAAAGUCGUACAUGGGAGUUUGAUAUUUAUUUUAUGGAAGCCGAAAUCUUUUUGCUUAGAGAUCACAUUACAUUAUUUCAGGAUUUGAUUAAGGAUUGGACUUCUGGGCCUUCGCCAGAUAAAUUACAUUUUAUUCCUAUUAAGUAUAAAUUUAAUCCUCGAUUUACAAAUUUCAAAUUGUACCUUUAUGUCAAUGAGCAUAAUAUUAUCAAUGAUCCAACGGAUAUAGGCGAAAAUACAUUUUUAAUCAUAAGGGGAUCACGAUUAGUAUCAAAUAUUGUUGCACCAUUUUUAUGCUAUAAUCAAGAAAUAACAAAAAUUUUAUUUGAUAUGGAAAUAACAAAUGGGAGAAUUGUUAUGUCUCCACAAGUAUCUCAAACACUGGGAACUUUUCUUAGCGAAUAUAGUAAAGACUUUUUCCAAGUUAAUAGUUUUAGUGUGGAUGGAAAUUUUCAAUAUUACAGUUUUAUUCAUCCCAAUCAUGUGGAAUCGUUGUCUAUGACUCUGAAGGGAAAAGAGGCCAAUUUGAAAUUAUUUGGUUUUGUCAUUCGUUAUUUCAUAAUUUUGCAAAUGAAUUAUGCAGGAAAUUAUAUAAAUUUUUGCGAAUUGAAGGAAUAUGUUGAUUUACAUGAUCCAAAAAAUGUGACAGGUACAAUAAAACGUCCGGCACAGCCCGUAAAGCCGCCCGCAGACCCGUAUGAAGUCUAUGUGACGUUUAUCAUUGAAGAUGGCACUUUUAUACUUCCCGAGAAUUUGUAUAAUGCUGAUGAACAGUCUUCAAGAAUUCAUUUUAAUGAAUUGCAGUUAGAAUUAAGAAAUUUGGAUGUAUAUAUGGAUAUGGAUUUGACUAUAAGCCCAUUAACAUGGACACUCGGUUCCGAUGUGAAAACUACAUCUAAAUCACGAUUAUCAAAAGAAUAUACUAAUUAUUUGUUCAUUGAUGAUUUAAAUGUACAUGCACAUCGUUUGUUUGGCCCUUUACCCAAGACCGCUACCUACGUUUGUAAUUGGGAAUUAAAUAUUGGAACAAUAUCUGGACAAUUGAGACCAUCAUUUUUGUUAAGUACUACUUCUUUUGGAAAAGCGUUUGGAUAUCAUUAUGUAGACGAUGAGAAUGCUUUGCCUCCAGAUUUCAUGAACCCUCUUGAAGCAGAUGUAACAUUUUUAAAUUUAAAUAUUAAAGAAGUUGAUAUAUCUGUUUGGGGAGGAGAUAGUGUUUCUCAAAUUCUUCUUAAAGAAGGUUUAUGUGUUAAAUUUGAUGACCUUGCCAAUGAAAAAUAUACUCAAAGAGUAUUAAUUGAACUCCCUGAUUUAGUAGUUAGAAGUUUAGCAAUGUCUGCUUUUAAUUUAAAUAGUGUAUAUCAUGUUAAGGAUGCUGAUAGUCAUCCUUUUGUGGAGGUCGCAAGUUUUGAAUGUGCUUUUAAUGUCUCUUUAUAUCGCACUAUAUCGGGUUGGCAACAGAGGUUUGCAAGUCAACAGGAGCAUUUAAAAGAACAAGAUAAGGAAACUUUGAGAAUUCCGUUUCUUUAUGGAAAUGGAAACGGUGACCAAAGUUCAUUAGGAUCUUCUAAUGGCUAUCAUUUUGGUUCACUUUAUGUUCCACAAAUGCCAACGCCAAUACCUGAUGAUACAGACGUUUAUUCUGUAUUAAACAAUGAAAGUGCAAAUUCUUCAAUGGUCGACCUUUCUACAAGUCAAAAUAGAAUAAACAUCAAAAAUAUGUUAAUAUUUGACCAACACGGUGAUGACGAUAUGUGGUUACGAACCGAUGAUGACAACGUAUCUAUAAUUACUGGGUCGGGUGUUAGUGUAUCAAAUGCAUCAUUUGUGACUGCGUCAGACGGUGACGAAGAAGAAGAAGAAAGUUUUAAUGAAAGUGAUAACGAUGAUGAAACCAUUGGGCAUAAUACUCCAAUCAUUAUUGAUGAUUCUGAUAGUGACUAUUAUGUGAAUAAGACGGAACUGUCCCCUGAUGAACAUCAUUAUUCGAUGUCCCCACCAGUUGCCAAGUCUAUUCCAUAUGGAAGUUAUUUAAGGCGAUAUAAACAGUCUUCGUUGAGAUCUUCUUCUGCUCCAUUCCAAAGUUCAUUUCUUCAACCACCCCGCGUGUCAUUCAUACCUGCAAGAGAUGCGGAACUAUCUCCUGAUGAGAAAAGUCCAAGUUUCAAAUCAUCACCUUUUUUAAAAUUAAUGAAUGAAAGUACCACAUCAUCAGACGAUAUAGUUCCGGAUCAAUCGCCAACUACUCAAGAUGAAGCAGAGGAGAAAAUGACAAUUAUAUUUGAGACUACUAAAACUGUAAAAGUGUUAUUAACUCCAAUUUUCUUGAAAAUUGUGGAAGAGUUUUUGGAAGCAAUUAAAAAAGAGGAUUGGAACAUGGAAGCUAUGUUUGAUAAAAUGCAAAUGGACUAUGUAGGGGAACUUACAAAAUUAUUUCCCUUCAAAUUUUCAACCACAAGUUUUGGUAUAUCUAUUCAUAAAGUUCAUUUACACUUUAUACAAGAUGUAAUGCUUCCGGAUGAUUUAACAAAUGUAAAUGAUGAAUAUCCUAGUGUUAGAGCGAGAUAUGAUUUGACAGAUACUAUAUUAUGCGCUGCUGCUGACCUUGUUAUAGAUAAGAUUUUAAUGAAUGGUCUAAUAAAAUUUCAAAAUAAAAAUUUUGAUUGUAAAGAAAAUUUAAAAAAUUUUGAAAGAUCAUUAAAAUUAGUUGAAUCAGGUGCUAAUUUAGAAUUUAAUUCAUUAAGAUUAAAUGUACGUUUUGUUACUGGGUCAAAUACUAUUGGUAUUUUUGGAAUUCCCGAGAAUAUGCAUCAAUUUAAAGAAACUGGCUUUAUUUCAUCUGAACAAUUAAAUAAUGAUCCUGUAGUAUUAAAUAUUUCUUUAGAAAGACUUAAAUUAAAAUGGAAUGGUGGUAUUAAAUCAAAUAAUUUUUCUUUUGAUCUUGAUAAUGUUUUUAGUUGUUUUAUUAAUCAAUCACCUGAAAUUUUAACCGGGGCAAUAUAUUGGUGGCUUGUAUUUGCUAAAGAUCUUUCAGAUAUAUUGAAAAAAUUUGAAACUCAUCGAAUUCGACAAACGCAAAUAUUAGUUCAUGAAAUUGCAAAACAUUCUAAGGAUGUAACUAGUGAUCCACAAUAUUUAGCUACACCAUCUCAUGUACUUCGAUUAAGUGCAAAAAAUUUAAAAAACGAUGAUGGAUGGAAAAUGCUUGGUCGUCUUAGAUAUGUUAAGAAACAGAUGCAAUUAGAUCAACUUGAAAAAUUGCAAGUAAUUUUGAAUUCUUCUGAUCAUCCGUCUUUGAAUCAAAAUGAGAUGUAUGAACAGGUGAUAAAUGUUUUCUCACAGUGGAGGAAUUGGGAAAUAGAAAAUGUAUCAAAUUGUCGACUCUUUACGGACCUUUUUCGACAACCAACAAAGGAUUUAAGCUCAUCGAAUAAUCCAGUUGAAGAUAUUCUACCAUUUUUAAAAGCUUCAUUAAAUUGUUUCAAAUUAAGAAUUGGAAACGUUUCAGUGUCAGUAUGGGAAUCACAACGUGAAAAUUCUGUAGGACUAGGGCCUAUAGUACUUGAUUUUGAAACAACUUAUCAAGAUGACAGUUUGUCAUCUUUCGGAUCAAACACAGGUCCUGGAUCAUUUAGCACAACUUCAGGGCAAUCUCAAUCUCAAAUUCCUCAUCAAAUGUUUUCGGGAGAUUUGAAUGUUACUAUGCGAUGUGGUGUGGAACAGAUUGGUAUAGAUGUGAAUCCGGACAUGCUUGCUUUCGCCAAACAUUGGCUCAAGGUGCAUCGAAUUUUCAGAUCUAAAUUUGAAUCUUUAUCAAGUAAGGAGUCACCGCCAACUUUGAAUGAGGAAAUUUCCUCUUCGUCCAAUACUCAUCAUAAACACAAGUCAACUAGAUCUAUUGCUAGUAUGAAUGAAUUAAAUGUUGUCAAGCUUAACGAUGUAAAACAGAAAGAUACACUUCAAGCUAAAGAUUUACUAUCGCGAGUUAAUAUCUAUGUUCAAGGGAUAAUGAUUAUUAAGAAAAUUUCAAUAACAGCCUCUGCACAAAAAUUAAUUGCACUUAUCCAGUUAUCCAACAUUAAUAGUUCGGUUUGGCUACAUAAUCCAAAAACUUUGAGUUCUGCCGAAAAGUCAGAAUUUGAAAGUUUAUCGGUUAACAAGAGUACUGCACAUCCUGGAUCAAAGAGUAGUGGUAGUAAAGGUUCAAAAAGUUUGAUAUUUUCGGCUAUUGGAGGAAUUGGAAAUAUUUUAAUCAAUAUCAAAGAAAAGAUAUCCAGUUCUGCUGGUCCAAAUACUUUAUUAUCUAUUGAAUUUACGCGUGUAGAUUCUAGUAUAGCUAUCAGUUCUCCAACCCUUAGUCGUCCAAAGAGUAGAUUAGAUAUUGAAUUACCAAAGGUGUUGAAUGUUUUUUUGUCACUUCAAUCUAUUUCUAUAAAAUUGCCGCAAAGUCUUCUCAAACUUUAUCACUUUGUCGAAGAAUGGAGAGAGGAAAAUUUACCCAGUUAUGACUUUUUAUACAAAAACUUAAAAGAUGAGUUUGAAGAACAAAGGAAAAUACUUAGACCUCCAACACCGCAUAACGUUCGAUUUGUUGAAAAGAAUGAUAAAAAAAAUGCUUUUGAUUUUAAAUUUCAAUUUCUGCUAAAAAAACUUAUUUUGCAAACUCAGCUGCUCCCAUCUCUGCGUUUUCAUUAUGACGCGUGGGAUUUUCUUAUGAUUUUGGAACAGAGAAACUCUUUAUAUGGCGGAAAUUUGACAAAAUAUUUGGGUCAAUUGGCAAAACAAGAGAUUCACUUUGUGACUGUGACACGUCAAAAAAAUCCGAGUAAAUCGAGCCAAAAUGAAAAAUCUAUUAUGGAGGAACCUGAUGAUAAUUUACAGAAAGCUGCAUUCACCAUACCAGCUAUAAGAGCAACUGGCAAAAUAAAACCAUUUGAACCUAGUAAAAACGCUAAUGUCAUCAUCAAAAAGAACACUAGUCCUGUUGAGUCUGCGUCUAAUAUUUCAUUAGGAUCCACAUCAAAUAUUACUCCGAAACAUUUAAAGUUGGAGUCAACAGUUACCUUAGAUUUUGUACAAUUAAGUUUGAACGUGAAUAUAAUUGACAAUUUAUUAACGGCACAAUCACUUCUUGGAAAUGAAUUUAAUGAUGUUUUAGAUGUCUUCGUUUUUUCAUCAAAGAAACUAAAGGCGCGUGAAGCUGCUUCCAAGGACAAGAGUUCUUCGCUCGUACAAAUAGAUCCGAGUAAACAAGACAAAUUAUACUAUAAUCUCAAAAUAUCUCUUCGAGGUCUACAAAUAACUGCCGAGAGUCCUACUGCAAUUGGAUUUUUUGAAACAAACAUUCUAAAUGGACAUAUUACUAAUAUACUUAGGCCCGAAGACGCCAUAUCGACGAAAAUUGAAUGGUUUUUCUCUGCAAAAAAAUUUUCACUCUCGCUUAAUCAUAAUAAAAGAAUUGGAGGACAAUUAGCUACGGAUGAUGAUGUUAAGAAAUAUCGAAUAGCAUAUAUUAUAAUUGAUUUAGAAUUACAAAAUUUUAGGAGUAAACAGCAGCAGCAAAACUUAACAUUAGAGGACAUUACAGAAUCAUAUUUUUUAAAAUUAACUAAAGCUAAUGCUGUAAUGCAGCCUAUUGCACUGGGUCGUCUUAUGGACGUAUAUGCAUAUUAUAGUGGAGAAUUAGAACGUAGAAAAAAUCUGAAAUCGUCCGAAAUCAAUAAAUUGGCUGAAAGUACACGACGAUUGUGGAAAUCAUUCAAUAUAGAAAUGCCGAAAUAUAAAUCAAAGAGUAAAACUUUAUUAAAUGAAAAAGUGUUAUCGCUUGAAAUUAUGAAAUUUGCAGUGGCACUUCCGUUAGAUUUAAAGGAAAACUCUAUUUCCACAGCCAUGAAUAAUUAUUCGGGUGAAUCAUACGUACCAGCAUUUAUCUUUUCCGCGUCUUCAAUGAAUUUCAUAACGAGAAAGUGGAAAUCUAAUUAUGCAACACUUAAGGAUCUAUGCUUUCAAUUUGUACCGGAAUUUGAUCAAAGAAAAGAAGAAUUCUUUUCUUCUUAUGUUCAUUCUAAAAUGAAUCGAGUUUAUUUUCCAGAAAUUUCGUGCGAAGGGUAUAGUUCCGGUACUACAGAUAGGAAAAAAUUUGAUAUUCAAUCCCGAGUUGAAGGAUUUGAAAUGGAUAUUGCUAGUAAUAUUGUUACACAUAUAAAUUGCCUUGGUGAAAUUUACGCUACAAGCCGAGAACGAUUAGAAACAUUUGCAGCUGAAUCAAAUUUAAAUUCGGGAUCUGAACAAAAGCCAGUAAGUGUAGGUAAUAAUACCGACUUACAAAAGGAUAUAGAUGUUAUUGAUUUGGAAUUUGAGGUCGCAUUUACUGCUAAAAGCGGAACAAUAAGAUUAUAUCCGAAAAGUUAUUUCUCCAGAAAUCACAGUAGAAGACCUACUGGAAGCAAAUUGUCCGAUAAGUCAAGAUCAGCUAGGGGUUCUCGUGGCAGCAUUGCUUCACUUCCAAAGUUAAAUUUAGAUGUUAAUUUUGAUGACGUGUCAAUACAGGAACAUGGGAUAGAUACUAUUAUUAUCCCUGGUCUCAGCAUAAAUACAAUAUACCGAACAUUCUUGAGCGAAAAUGUAAUUCAUAAUUUCAACGAAAAUAGUUCUUUGACAAGACGUUUACAUGUUGAACUUGUAAUUCAUCCAAGUGAAAAUAUACUUUUUCCCUCCUUAGUUCCGUUUUUCAAGGACAUUAUUGAUGGACUUAAAAUAGGGGUUCAGCAAUCUAGCGAUAAAAGAGCUAUUGCAGUUAAAGAAAGCGCAUCACCGAUUCAGGGUUUAAACAUAACAUUUCAUUUCAAACUUUUACAUACUACUUUUGAAUUAAGUUGUAAACCUAUAUCCAAGGUUUUUUGUCGCUUUAAUUGGGAGGAAGGAAAUUUUCUUAUAUCCUCAAGCAGUGCAGAAGAAGGUAGUCAGAGCGUUACAUGCGUCGGCAAAAUAAGUGGUGCAUCAGGAAAUAUUCGACAUGCUUUCUCACCAGAGGAUUGUGUAAAAGCCGAAAUAAAAGAUAUCUCCUUUAAUGCAACAAUGAUGAGUAGGCGAAGUGAGAACGUUUCUGAUGAUUCUAUAUCAAUUAUAGUGGAGCUUCCUCAAAUUUCCGCAGAUUUAAAUAUUCGCUAUUUGCAGGAUCUGUUAGUUCUCAAGAUUAUAUGGUUUGAUCAAGCUGCAAAAUUAUACGAAGGAACUCCUCAACAACAAUUGUCUCAACAUAUUAGCGGGGAUUUCAUAAGUAAUAAAAGGCAGCUUUCACCUUCGCCAUCUUAUGAUGAAGAGCCCAAAGUCAAGCCAUAUUCAUUUUAUGCUUUUGUAAAAUUGAAUAGACUGGAUUUAUCCAGUGAUCUUGGUCAAGCAAUUGGGAAAGUUUUGUUCGAUACUCAAAAUGUUCAAGUUCGUACAAAGAAUAUACCAGGCGCCCAAAAAAGGCUUAUUGCGUCCACAGACGUUCUUAAUAUUAAAUGUGAAGGACGUCUUAUUGGAUAUGCAAGUAUUGCCGGACUUACUUUUUCCACAGUACUUGGAGUUCCACCACGCUCAAAAGAAGACAGUAAAACCAGCGUGACAAAUUUGUUGUUUAAAACAGAAAGGAUUCAAUCAACUUUUGAAUAUGAAUUUCAGAAAAUCAUAGUACUGGACGUAGACCCGAUGAAAUUUAAGCUUAUAGAUAAUUGGGAAAUUGUAUCACCGGAAAAUGCCCCUGAUGCCUCCUAUGCCUCCGUAUUAGUACAUGCAGAUAUAUCAUUACAACAAAUUCAAGCAAUUGCUACCAUAAAAACCAUACCAACAAUUCUUCAUAUGUUGAACAAACUUUUGGCGUUGGUUGAGGAAAAACAAUCAUCUGCUGCUACUGCAAUUUUAGAUUCUAAAUUUAAUAGCUCAAAUAUUGAGACCUUAUCACAUGAUUCGAAUUCUGAUAAAUUAUCACGCGAGAAAGCUGAUAUCACAAUGACUUUCAAAGAGGUGUUGGUUGGUGGAUUAACAGUUCACCCAAUUGGAAAGAUCACGAUUGCGAUGGAUAAAGCAUAUUUAACAAUAUAUCCAAAUAACUUUUAUGAUAUAGACUGUUUGCAGACGAAAUUUGAAGGACUUAUUUUGGAUAUGAAUAAGUCCAUUAAAGAUGAACUAGUUAAUCGAGAACUUAAUAUGCGUCUCAAUGGCAUUGCAUUAUUAAAAAGCUCAUGCAAGAAACUCAAACUCAAGGAUGAUAAUGAACUAUCACUUCCGAAAUGGUUUGAACAUGUUGAGGCUGCUUCUUCGAAAAAUAUAUUUACUCUUCCUAAUACAAAUUUAAUUAUGGACACUACACAAAAAAUGGAAAGUAACACCGUUGAUCACAAAUUUGAAGUACACUUUGGCGGAAAAGUUGAUGUUGCGUUAAAUUUUGGGUUAAUUAGAUAUAUUCAAGAAUUAUCAGCUUUAUACAAAGAACAAUUGAAAAAGAAUGGUACUAAGAAUAGUACUGAUGUUCCAAAGUCACCUAAUACACCCGGUACAUCUAACAUGGGAAAUCAGCUACAAUCUCCAGCAACAACACAUACAGUACCUACUAUAGAAUUGCCAUCGUCAGAUAACGAGGAUUUAAAAGAAGUUAAGAAUAAGGAUAUUAUAAUAUAUAAUCCAAUAGAACAAGUGAAAUUAGAACCACAAUUGCGUUAUCUAGGAGAUGCUACACCACCUCUAGAAUGGGUUGGUGUUCAAAGAGCAAAAGUACCUGGAUUUGUCCAUACCGCCAUUACUAUGAAUUUAGACGAAAUUAUAAAUCAUAUUAUUAAUAAAUCAUUUAAAGCAGCACAGGCUUUAUUAUAA